CCUCCCUCGCCCCGCAUGCUCCCGGCUUGCCGCCUGCAGGAUGAGUUCCACCCGUUCAUCGAGGCGCUGCUGCCUCACGUCCGAGCCUUCUCCUACACCUGGUUCAACCUGCAGGCGCGGAAGCGCAAGUACUUCAAGAAGCACGAGAAGCGGAUGUCAAAGGAUGAGGAGCGCGCGGUGAAGGACGAGCUGCUGGGCGAGAAGCCUGAGAUCAAGCAGAAGUGGGCAUCCCGGCUGUUGGCCAAGCUGCGCAAAGACAUCCGGCCUGAGUUCCGAGAGGACUUUGUGCUGACCAUCACCGGCAAGAAGCCCCCCUGCUGCGUGCUCUCCAACCCGGACCAGAAGGGCAAGAUCCGGCGGAUUGACUGCCUGCGCCAGGCUGACAAGGUGUGGCGGCUGGACCUGGUCAUGGUGAUUUUGUUUAAGGGGAUCCCCUUGGAAAGUACUGAUGGGGAGCGGCUCUACAAGUCGCCCCAGUGCUCGAACCCCGGCCUGUGCGUCCAGCCACAUCACAUUGGAGUCACAAUCAAAGAACUGGACCUUUAUCUGGCUUACUUUGUCCACACUCCGGAAUCCGGACAAUCAGAUAGUUCAAACCAGCAAGGAGAUGCGGACAUCAAACCACUGCCCAAUGGGCACUUAAGUUUCCAGGACUGCUUUGUGACUUCCGGGGUCUGGAAUGUGACAGAGCUGGUGAGAGUAUCACAGACUCCUGUUGCCACUGCAUCAGGGCCCAACUUUUCGCUGGCAGACCUGGAAAGCCCCAGUUACUACAACAUCAACCAAGUGACCCUGGGACGGCGGUCCAUCACCUCCCCUCCUUCCACCAGCACCACCAAGCGCCCCAAGUCCAUCGAUGACAGCGAGAUGGAGAGCCCCGUUGAUGACGUGUUCUAUCCUGGGACAGGCCGCUCUCCAGCAGCUGGCAGCAGCCAGUCUAGCGGAUGGCCCAACGACGUGGAUGCAGGCCCUGCUUCUCUAAAGAAGUCAGGAAAGCUGGACUUCUGCAGUGCCCUCUCCUCUCAGGGCAGUUCCCCACGCAUGGCUUUUACCCAUCACCCGCUGCCUGUGCUUGCUGGAGUCAGACCAGGGAGCCCCCGGGCCACAGCAUCAGCCCUGCACUUCCCCUCCACGUCCAUCAUCCAGCAGUCGAGCCCGUAUUUUACACAUCCAACCAUCCGCUACCACCACCACCAUGGGCAGGACUCGCUGAAGGAGUUUGUGCAGUUUGUGUGCUCUGACGGCUCGGGUCAGGCCACUGGACAGCCCAACGGUAGCGGCCAGGGCAAAGUCCCGGGGUCAUUUUUGCCGCCGCCUCCAGUGGCCAGACCUGUGCCCCUUCCUAUGCCUGAUUCCAAAACCACCAGCACGGCCCCAGACGGCGCCACCUUGACUCCUCCAUCACCUUCAUUCACAACGACAGGCGCCUCCUCUGCCAACCGGUUUGUCGGCAUCGGACCCCGGGACGGCAACUUUCUGAACAUCCCACAGCAGUCUCAGUCCUGGUUCCUCUGAAUAACAUCAACAAAGAAACAACAAAAUUAAAAAAAAAGAGAGAGAGAGAGAGAGAGAGGUUCCUCAAAAGGGGGGAGAAGAAAUUUUGAGACAUGGAAAUAUCCCCCAGCCCAGCCCCACCGAAAAGCAAAACUUAGACGUCGUCAGCCACUCAGCCCUUCCCUCCUCCAGCCCGGGUACCCCUGCGGUCCAAAGCAGCCCAUUUCUGGGAGCCCUCGGAAGGGGUCUCAGCGGAGCUGUACACCAGCAGCCAAGCAGAAAGAAGCAUGCUAAGCGGAUUCUGCUAAGCAAAGGACAAACAGAAAGGAUGCAACAAGACUGCCUUCCUCUCACCCAGCCUGGCCUUCCUUUCCCGGGAAGGAGCAGCCAGUUCGCUGGCCUGCCACCCCUGCGGUUCUUGGGAACCCCACCCUCCGCUGGACUUAAGCUUCCCUAGGAACCCGAGGAACAGCUCCUAAAGAUGGUGGGAGUAGACAUUGGAGCUCACCUCUGGACUUCGCCCCUCCCUCCUCUCCCUCUCGCCCUUCCUGGGAGCCUCUGCUCAGGCUUCUGUCCCCAGCUGCUCUGGACCAGGCGAGGAUUGCCCCGGGGUGGGCAGGGGAUGUUCCUUGGCGCUAGCUGAAUUCAGCGUUGAGGCCAGAAUGGAGGGUGUUCUGCCACCGCACUCUGAA
This is a messenger RNA of Cricetulus griseus (Chinese hamster), 2186 nucleotides long. The record is from RefSeq and is a predicted model, not a curated record. Lineage: Eukaryota; Metazoa; Chordata; Mammalia; Rodentia; Cricetidae.